AAAGUUAUCGUAAUGUUUCCGUUUCUUGUUGUUGUUUUUGUAACUGUUGUGGCAUGCCAGGCGAAUCUUGCAGUCAAUCAGCCGGUUGUAUGUGGUCCCAUGCCUAAGGAAGUGUAUUCUUGCCUCGGUGCGCCAAAAGUUGUAAAACUGGAAGUAGCCAGGCAGUGUGAGAAGGAUUUGUCUGAGUGCGAAAGAAUGACAUGCUUGUUCAAUAAGUCCGGUUGGAUGAAAGCCGAUGGGAUUGACAAGGAGAAAUUGUCGGCCCACUUUGACCAGCUUGCGAAGGAUUACCCUGAAUGGGAGCCAGCGGUGCAGAGCGCGAAAGCGAUGUGCCUAACCGAUGAUCUGCCAGCGCAGGGGAUUCACCUAAACUGCCCAGCCUAUGAUGCUAUGACGUGCAGUUUUGCAAGCUUCAUUAAGAACACGCAGCCGUCACAGUGGUCCUUAUUGCCGGAAUGCACGUCAUCCCGUCAGUUCGCGGCCGCCUGUCCCGUCUGCCCGUCGGACUGCUUCGCCCCGGUCGUACCUAUCGGUUCAUGUAACGCUUGUCAGAGCCUGCAGAGAUCACCUUGAUUUAAAA
Molecule: messenger RNA, 580 nt
Organism: Nymphalis io (European peacock)
Lineage: Eukaryota; Metazoa; Arthropoda; Insecta; Lepidoptera; Nymphalidae
Exons: 5
Coding region: 13-573 (186 amino acids)
Source: RefSeq, a predicted model, not a curated record